AUGCCACUCUGUUACUCCAUCGUUCAGGUAAUCCGAAAGAUAGGCUCCGGAGGUUUUGGUGCUGUGUACGAAGUGGAAAAAGAUGGAGUACGCGGAGCGCUCAAAACGGAGUUCGUCGAUCAGACAGGAGAACGAAGCGAAACGCUUAGGAAUGAGCUACGUGUCAUGCAGUGGUCCUCCCAUUUUUGUCGGCUAUAUUUGGCAUGCCGUGUGCGAUGUGGCAAGGAGAUCGUCAACAUCAUGAUUAUGAGUCUGGUGGAAAGACCACUGUCGCGACUCCGUCGCAUGACACCGGAAUCUCGCUUCACUCGUUCAACAGCGGUGAGGUUAUCACGCCAAUGCCUUGAGGCGAUUCAUGAUCUCCACCGUACUGGUAUUCUCCAUCGAGAUAUUAAAGCCAGCAAUUUUGCCUGGUCUGCGGAGCGCAUUGUCUACCUACUCGAUCUCGGGUUCUGCAGGAGAUUUCUGGCGUUUAAUGAGCAAGAGGAAGUGAAGCAUCGCGCUCCUAGGAAGAAAGUAGCCUUCCUCGGCACAAGCAAGUAUUGCUCACCUAACAUGCACAAGAAGCUGGAUCAGGGACGAAGGGACGAUUUGUGGGCGUGGUUGUACAUGACUGUUGAGUUCAUGGCGGGUAAACUUAUCUGGCGCAAUGAUGAAGACAAGGUAAUCGAGAAGAAAAAAGAGAAAAUUGGUUCGAAAUUGCUAUCGAAAUGCCCACAAGAGAUGUACAUGGUGUACGAUCACAUUCGUAGUCUGGAAUUUGACUCGAAACCGAAUUAUCCUAUGCUGAGAAGGCAACUUGAUCGGGUGUGUGCUCGGCUUGAUUACCACGAAGAUCAGCCAUAUGACUGGGAAGAAGGCGGCUACUACUAUGAAUAUUAUACUAAAAAGUCCGACACCGAAAAAGAUUUGACGGAAAAAGAUGUGAAAGUGUAA
Messenger RNA from Cooperia oncophora, 936 nucleotides. NCBI's taxonomy places the organism in Eukaryota, Metazoa, Nematoda, Chromadorea, Rhabditida, Trichostrongylidae. The record is from the annotation of a GenBank genome assembly.